Arabidopsis lyrata subsp. lyrata is the source of this 1962-nucleotide messenger RNA. RefSeq names its product YDG domain-containing protein At5g47160. The coding region runs from base 492 to 1748 and encodes 418 amino acids. The record is from RefSeq and is a predicted model, not a curated record. Lineage: Eukaryota; Viridiplantae; Streptophyta; Magnoliopsida; Brassicales; Brassicaceae. The transcript is spliced from 2 exons.
AGGGAGUAUUAACAUAUACUAAAUGCACAUAAGUAUUUAUAGCAAAAGAAAUUUGAAAUAUUCCAUAGACUUUUGAAUUUCUAUAACUAUAUCUAGUAAUAAAGUAGAUGAGACACAAUAAUUAAAUGCUAUGGAAAACUUACACCCCCACUACCCAAUUAUAGCGCUCCACGUAAUCAUUACAAUCCAUUAGUCGCUAAUCAUUCGCUUCCAUGUAGUAUUAAUUUAAAUAUAACUGAAAACAAUUAACGUAAUUAAUGGCCCCGUUAAAAAACAGAUUUACUCAAAAGUUUUUGAGUCAAAAAAUCCAAUUAACCAACACCGCCUCUGCUUAAGUAUCUCUUCAGUGACUUAUCGUUUUUCGAGCCUUCAGAGAUUAUCACAAGAAGAAUCCAGAAGACCGCCGGAAAAAAAAACAUUAAGAAGAUUUACAAUAGAUAAAAAACUUCUCCGUCGUCUUCGCCGUGAGAUUCGCUUGGUUCUGUUUCAGGAUGAUGAUGACUCAGAGGAUUUCUCCUUCUUAUAAGCGACGAAAGGUCUCUAUUGUAAGAGACUUUCCACGAUUUAGUGUUAAAGAUCAGAGAAGUGAUGAUGUUGCAGCCAUAAGUGAGACAAAAGAGAAUUUGUAUGGUAGUGAAGAUAGGAAUUUUGUUGGUGGUGUUGCACAUCAGAAUCACCAUAGGCCUAAAGAAUUCGAAUCGUUUGAUUCGAUUAUGAAGAAAGCUGGCUUUAAUGUAGCAGGUAAUGGUAAUGUUGGGAAUGAAAAAUUUCCUCCAUCUAGGAGGAAAGUUCCUUUACUUUGUGAAAGUAAAGUGAAACCUCUAAGUGUGGAGGAAGGUAUUAAACUAAUGGGUUCUGAAAGCCAAAGAAGACGUCGUUUUGGUAAGCCUUUGGUAUCCAAAGCUGUGCAGAAACGUAGAUGCUCACCGGCGAAGAAGAAGUUGAGUAAUGCAACUGCGUUAAGAGUAAGAGCCAAUGCUGUUGUGCAGAAACAUAGAUACUCACCGGGGAAGAAGAAGUUGAGUUAUGCUCAUAGACCAAGGCUGUCAAAUCAACUUGGAGUUCUCUCGGAUAUACAACGAAACCGGCUUUCUAAAGAUCUUAGCCCACGAGAGAAAGUUCAAGAGGUUUUGCGUGUUUUCAAACUUGUGUUUGAUGAGCUAGAUCGUAACAAGGCAGCACGGCGAGGUGAAUCAGAGACUGCCAAGAGUAGGAUAGAUUACCAAACUCGGAAUAUUCUGAGGGAAAUGGGGAUGCAAGUGAACUGUCAUAAGAGGAUUGGACCAGUCCCCGGAAUCGAGGUUGGAGAUGAAAUUCAGUUCAAAGCAGCACUCAAUGUAAUCGGUCUUCACUUUGACAUCAUGGGUGGGAUAGAUUACAUGAAGAAAGGAAACAAGGAAGUAGCUACGAGCAUUGUUUCAUCUGAAGGUAAUGAUUACGGCGAUAGAUUCAUCAACGAUGUGAUGAUCUAUUGUGGUCAAGGAGGUAAUGUGAAGAGCAAGGAUCAAAAAGCAAUCAAAGAUCAGAAGCUUGUUGGAGGCAAUUUGGCUUUAGCUAAUAGCAUUAAGGAAAAGACUCCGGUACGAGUGAUCCGCGGCGAAAGGAGAUUGGACCAUAGAGGAAAGGAUUAUGUGUAUGAUGGUUUAUACAUGGUGGAGAAGUAUAGGAAAGAGAGAGGCCCUCAAGGUAACAUUUUGUUCAAGUUUGAGCUUAGAAGAAAAGCUGGUCAACCUUAUGUUGACUUUUGAAAGGGUUAGUGUUUUGAGAUGGAAACUUUGUGUUUUUGGUUUUUUGGGAAGAUAGUACUUACUUAGGUCCGUGACCUGUAAUAUCAAAACCAACUAUAGUGUGGUUCUAGAUGUUUUUUUUCUUUCUGACAGUAGGUUCAGUAUCUUGCGUUGUACGAAUGUAAUGGAUCCUUAUGAUAUCUUCAUAACUAAAUGAUACUUCUGUGUUUCUGAA